AUGGCUGAUACACUCCUUGUUACUGGCGCGAACGGCUAUGUCGCUCUUCAUGUUAUCAAGGAAGCCAUUGCCCUGGGGUACAAAGUUGUAGGAACAGUCCGCUCUGUUGCUGCAGCGGAAAAAGUCAUGGCAAUUUUUCCCGAUUCAUCUUCGCAGCUACAAAUCGUCCAAUUGCAUGAUAUUACAAAGCCGAGCGACUUCGAAAAGGCCUUUGACAAGUUCAAAAUCGGAGCCGUCAUCAACACAGCGUCACCGCUGAUUAAUAACCCAAGAGACGUCAAGGCUGACGUCCUUGAUCCUGCAAUCAAAAGUGGCGUGGCAAUUCUUGAGGCCUCGGCCAGAUAUGCCGGGCCACAGCUGAGACGUGUCAUCCAUGUCGGAUCCUUUGCGUCAACUCUUGACCUGUCACUGGGCCUCGCUCCAGGAAAGACAUAUUCGCCCAGUGAUUGGAAUCAACUUACAUACGACGAGUCUGCAAAUGGUGGGCACCGUACUGCGUAUAUUGGAUCAAAGGCUUUGGCGGAAAAGCGCAUGUGGCAUUGGAUGAAAGAAAACACACCCGCUUUCGACCUGGUAUCGGUAGAUCCAGCGGCCAUCUUCGGACCACAUGUUGGGCUGAUUGAUCUUGACCAUUUGAAUAUUUCAACUCAAAUGAUAUGGGAGCUUGUCGUCCCAUCGCCGAAUCCACCGCCUUAUAAUUCUGGCCACCUUGGAGUGUGGGUUGACGUCCGUGACGUCUCUGCAGCUUUGCUUGCAGCUGUGAACGUUCCGGAAGCAGGCGGUGAACGUUUCUUGGUUGCACAAAGAUGCCACUGGCAACUUGUGAGGGAUGAAGCAAGAAGAGUGUUGCCGGAGUUACAGAAUCGGAUUGAUGCAGGCGAGCCAAGUGCUUGGUUGGCUGCACAAGCUACUACAUAUGAUGUUGAUGGGAGUAAAGUGAGCAAAAUCUUGGGAGUGCAAUACCGGUCGCUGGGAGACUGUUUGAAGGAUUCUUAUAAACAGCUUCUAGAGGCUGAAAAAAAAAAGAUGAUACAUUUAUCAAUCUUUUAUAAGAUGGAUUCAUAA
This is a messenger RNA of Trichoderma atroviride IMI 206040, 1065 nucleotides long. NCBI's taxonomy places the organism in Eukaryota, Fungi, Ascomycota, Sordariomycetes, Hypocreales, Hypocreaceae. The record is from RefSeq and is a predicted model, not a curated record.